Messenger RNA from Haliotis rufescens (red abalone), 843 nucleotides. Its product is annotated as 4-coumarate--CoA ligase 3-like. Gene Ontology annotation, molecular function: CoA-ligase activity. The record is from RefSeq and is a predicted model, not a curated record. Bases 1 to 843 code for a protein of 280 amino acids. NCBI's taxonomy places the organism in Eukaryota, Metazoa, Mollusca, Gastropoda, Lepetellida, Haliotidae. The transcript is spliced from 5 exons.
AUGAGGGCCGCGCUAGCAAGGACCAUCCGCUGCAUAUGUCAUCAGACAGUUAACCCACCAGGAAGGCUUUGUUUAAGAGGAUCUGUGUUGCAGAAUUCUGGUAAAUUCAGCCAUCAUGUGGGAGUGUGUUCUUUCUCUUCGUCCUCGUCAACUAUCCUACGGAGCCCUUUUCCUGACGAAGACAUCGCUGAGGCCCCUUUGGCUGAACAUAUGCUCCAUCGUUUCUUCUCGCUGGGAGAUCUAGAUGCCUUGGUCGACUAUGACACGAAAGAGAUCUACACCUUCUCUGAGCUGUCCGAUGCCGUCGUAGCAGUCGCUAGCAGCCUCACCAGACGGGGAUACGUCAAGGGAGACGUCAUCGCGGUCGUAACUCCCAACAACGUCCACAUAACAUCACUGGUGCUCGGCGUGUCGGCGAUUGGAGCAACUGUUGCCAUGAUCGAUCCGACGUCAACCCCAGAGGAGAUCUCCCGUCAGCUGCACGGCUGUGGUGCCAAGUGUGUGGUCUGUAGCCAGCCUCUCGUCUCUCUGGUCAAACACAUGUCUCAAACACAUGGCAUCAAGGACCUGUUUGUGCUGGGCGUGGCCGACGGAAUGACGUCAUUCUCCACCCUCCUGGAAGACGACGGCCGGAUGUUCCGUGAAGACGUCGUCAUCGACCCCGACAACGACGUCAUGGGUCUCUUCUACACCGGCGGCACCACGGGGCCACCUGAGGCGGUCAUGCUCACCCACAGCAACAUCGUGUCAGCUCUCCAUCAGAUCAGUACGUUGAAAAUGCAUGUGACUAGCGAGAGAUACGGUGUCAUCUGGUGUCCGUUACCGGACGUAGCACCUCCUUGA